CUUUAUACCAACUGUAAGAUCGCUGGAGAGAGAAACAGGCAUGGCUCUUCUAGCGCCGUGUAAUCUCUGCACUUCAAUCCACCGAAAACCGGCACUUAAUCGACAGUUUCCUUCGCCGAACACCACCAAGUACGCCUUGCAUUUGUCAAAACGUGGCUAUAAAACGACGUCGGAGCUCCAAACGCCGGUAGGAGUCUCCGGUCAAAUUGGUGUCUAUUCACCAUCAGUUCCAACUCACAAAGUCACCGUUCACGACAGACAGCGCGGCCUCGUUCACGAGUUCCUCGUUCCCGAGGACCAAUAUAUACUACAUACAGCUGAAUCUCAGAAUAUAUCGUUGCCAUUCGCUUGUAGACACGGUUGUUGUACUAGCUGUGCUGUUCGUAUAAAAUCUGGAGAAAUUAGACAGCCUGAAGCAUUAGGGAUAUCUGCAGAAUUGAAAUCUAAGGGUUAUGCACUUCUUUGUGUGGGCUUUCCAACCUCAGAUAUUGAAGUCGAAACACAGGAUGAGGAUGAGGUAUAUUGGCUUCAAUUUGGGAGAUAUUUUGCCCGAGGACCCAUAGAUCGGGAUGACUAUGCGUUGGAGUUAGCCAUGGCUGAUGAGUAACUGAGAAUUCAUUUAGUGAAACCUGAGGUUGUACCAUUUCUUUUCUUUUCUUUAAGUACGUGUUUGUAUCCAUUCAUCAACAAUAAUAAGUAUUAUGUUUUUUGGUCUGCAUUUUAGUCCUUUGUUGUUGCACGCAAUCCAUGUAAGCUUUGUUAUUCUUGAAAAGAAUGGGAAGUUUGGGCUUA
This is a messenger RNA of Cornus florida, 792 nucleotides long. Its product is annotated as ferredoxin C 2, chloroplastic. Gene Ontology annotation, biological process: electron transport chain. Gene Ontology annotation, molecular function: electron transfer activity; 2 iron, 2 sulfur cluster binding. Lineage: Eukaryota; Viridiplantae; Streptophyta; Magnoliopsida; Cornales; Cornaceae. The coding region runs from base 41 to 607 and encodes 188 amino acids. The transcript is spliced from 6 exons. The record is from RefSeq and is a predicted model, not a curated record.